Molecule: messenger RNA, 897 nt
Organism: Aureobasidium melanogenum CBS 110374
Lineage: Eukaryota; Fungi; Ascomycota; Dothideomycetes; Dothideales; Saccotheciaceae
Product: NAD(P)-binding protein
Exons: 1
Coding region: 1-897 (298 amino acids)
Molecular function (GO): oxidoreductase activity, acting on the CH-OH group of donors, NAD or NADP as acceptor
Source: RefSeq, a predicted model, not a curated record
AUGUCUCGAACUAUCCUGUCACUGCCGCCAUCGAUACGGAGUGCUUUCAAUGUCGUUGGGCCGGCUCCCUCACGAACUUUCACACAAACACGAUCUCUCAAACUUUUUGCCUCAUCAAAGCACGCCCUCCGCAGAUCAACCUGCCUGGUAACAGGCGCCUCUCGCGGCAUAGGUCGCGCAAUUGCAGUCGCCUUAGCACGUGAAGGAGCUGGUUGCCUCCUUGUUGGCCGAGACGAAUCCGCUCUAAAGGAAACCUACGAGCUCUGCGUCUCUGCCCGCGGUUCAGUCGGUCGUAGUCAUUUUGUCCUUACCGGAGACAUUACCGACCCAUCCUUCUGGUCCACCCUCGACAAGAACCCUUGCUGGGAGCCUGAGAACGGCAGACUAGAUGUUUUGGUCAACGCAGCAGGGGUUACGCAUUCCAGUCUCUUGAUCCGCACCUCACAAGCCAAGGUCGACAACAUUCUAAACACAAAUUUAAACGCUGCUAUCCAAGCUUCUAGAUUUGCAGCAAAGAAGAUGCUCAAGAACUCUGCAGAGGCCAAUAAGGGAGCUGGUCAUAUUCUGAACAUCUCAUCUCUACUCGCUACGCAUGGCGGCGUGGGCAGUGUAGCUUACGCAGCUUCAAAGGCUGGCAUUUUGGGGCUCACUCGCUCACUGUCUGCUGAACUCGGCACCAAAGGCAUCAGAGUCAAUGCCAUCUGCCCUGGCUAUGUGGAAACGGACAUGACAAAGGCAAUGUCGUAUGCUGCAAGAGACGCUGCUCUGGCCAAAGUCCCCGCCGGCAGAUUUGGUACUGUAGACGAGGUUGCUGAUGCGGCUGUCUUCUUGUGCGGAAACCAGUAUGCGAACAACACUGUGAUAACACUCGAUGGUGGCUUGAAUGCCAUCAUGUAA